Molecule: messenger RNA, 6540 nt
Organism: Hylaeus anthracinus
Lineage: Eukaryota; Metazoa; Arthropoda; Insecta; Hymenoptera; Colletidae
Gene: me31B
Product: ATP-dependent RNA helicase me31b
Exons: 8
Coding region: 290-1624 (444 amino acids)
Biological process (GO): P-body assembly; cytoplasmic stress granule assembly
Cellular component (GO): P-body; cytoplasmic stress granule
Molecular function (GO): ATP binding; mRNA binding; RNA helicase activity
Source: RefSeq, a predicted model, not a curated record
AUGUCGUGUACAUUCAACGAGGAAUAAUUAUCGCUCGCAUUUGACGCAGUGCGUUAGUCUCAUAUUACAAACGGAAAAGAACGUAAUAUAGUGCCGCGUAUUACGCGUUACGCUUUUCGAGCAAGUAAUCCGUGUUAGUGCUUCGUUAAAAAAAACGCGGCGGUUAAGCACUACAGAGAAAACUUGACAUUGGACGGCCAUUUUGGCGUGUUGUUUCCUAAUCGAGUGCUCGGCUCAGCAUCGAUAUCCAUCCAUUUCAAGGAAAUAGAUAUAUUUUAUCAUUUCUAAAAUGAUGACAGAAACACACAUAAAUUCCAAUCAUGUCCUAAGUUCUGCUUUGACUUCCAAAUCAGAGAUAGACAAAAUGGACGAUAUAGGUUGGAAAGCCAAAUUAAAAAUUCCACAAAAGGACAAACGAAUUAAAACUAGUGAUGUUACUGAUACUCGUGGCAAUGAAUUUGAGGAGUUCUGCCUAAAACGAGAGUUAUUGAUGGGAAUCUUUGAGAAAGGUUGGGAAAAACCUUCCCCAAUUCAAGAAGCCAGUAUUCCUAUUGCACUGUCUGGUAAAGAUAUCUUGGCUCGUGCAAAAAAUGGAACUGGCAAAACUGGGGCCUACUCAAUUCCAGUGCUAGAACAGGUUGAUCCACGAAAAGAUGUGAUCCAGGCACUGGUAAUUGUACCCACUAGGGAGUUAGCUCUUCAGACAUCACAAAUCUGUAUUGAACUGGCCAAACACAUGGAUAUAAAAGUAAUGGUAACUACUGGAGGAACAAACUUACGGGAUGACAUUCUGAGGAUUUAUCAGAAAGUGCAAGUAAUAAUAGCAACGCCAGGAAGAAUUCUUGAUCUCAUGGACAAGAAUGUUGCCAAUAUGGAACACUGUAAAAUUCUAGUUUUGGAUGAAGCGGAUAAGCUUUUAUCGCAAGAUUUUAAAGGAAUGUUGGAUCAUGUAAUUUCUAGAUUACCGCACGAACGUCAGAUAUUGCUGUAUUCAGCCACAUUUCCUCUAACGGUGAAACAAUUCAUGGAGAAACACUUAAGAGAUCCAUAUGAGAUUAAUUUAAUGGAAGAACUUACAUUGAAGGGCGUAACACAAUAUUAUGCCUUUGUACAAGAACGACAAAAAGUCCAUUGCCUUAACACGCUGUUUUCCAAGUUGCAAAUAACUCAAAGUAUAAUAUUCUGCAAUUCAACGCAACGCGUUGAAUUACUGGCGAAGAAAAUAACAGAUCUCGGUUACUGCUGUUAUUAUAUACACGCGAAAAUGGCGCAGGCACACCGAAAUCGCGUGUUUCAUGAUUUCAGAGCAGGAUUAUGCAGAAACUUGGUGAGCAGUGAUCUGUUUACUCGUGGCAUAGACGUACAAGCUGUGAACGUCGUAAUCAACUUUGACUUUCCAAAAAUGGCAGAGACAUACUUGCAUCGUAUCGGCCGAUCAGGGCGAUUCGGCCACUUAGGUAUAGCAAUUAACCUAAUCACAUACGAGGACCGUUUUAACUUACACCGUAUCGAACAAGAACUUGGAACAGAAAUAAAACCUAUCCCAAAGGUAAUAGAUCCAAGUUUGUAUGUAGCAAGACCAGAAGACAAUAAUAGUAUGGAAGAGGUUAACGUGUCCAAGUAGUUUCGAUACAUCGUCAAGAUGAAGUUUUACAUCCGCUCAAAGAGUUUAAAGUGUAAAAUAGUGAUCGUGGCUCGUACAUGUAAGGCAUACAUUGCUAUGCUUUGAACUCGUAGAGUGAUAUGUUGCUUCAGUCUCGAAUGAAUUGUCUGGUGUGAUUAACGGUGUAUAAAGACAAAACAGUGCUAUGAACAUUUAGAUAAAAAAGUGGUCUAUAUAGGAAAAAAAAUUGAAAAUUUCAAUUAACAUCAUAGUAAGCAGCGAAAACAUGAAUUACUUGUAAAUAAGGCAUACUGAGUAUGAAACAAUGAACUCAGCGAAUGAAGUGAUGCGAAUGCCGGUGCGAGUCAUUCUUUGUACAUAAAUACAUAUAAAUGUACAUAAUCUAAAGUGCGUCAGAGUCAAGCCAUUAUCAAGAGCACAAUAUAUAAACGAAUACAUGAGCAACAUAAUAAUCAUUGCAUUUUACCACAACUGUAAAUAUUACAUGAAGAGUACCCAUCGUUUUAAUAGUAAAUUUUUAUACAAUGGCUUCAUACUUCCAAGAUUCUUGUUUUCGUUCGAGGGAAAAACGUGAUGGCAUGUGUGAUUUAAAAUGGCGAAACAGCGGAGAGUGAAAGUAAAUUCAUACUUGAGUGCUGUUUAUGAGUAUCCAAAUGUUGUAUAUUGAUCCAUAUGCCCAUUACUUUGCAUCACCAUACUUACAUAUAAAUUCUCCUUAAAUAUACAAUCACAAAUUCUAAACAUUGUAUCGAUCUUAAUAUUUGAUCAUGGCUUGAUUUUGCUACCUGUCAAUGCUGUCAUACAACUCUGAAAUUCCAAUCACUUUUCAAAAAAACAAGAUUUAUCUUUUUUUUCUGUAAAGCGGUAAUAGACAUUUUUUUUUUAACCUAAUCUGAUUUUUUUGUACGAAAUUGUGAUUGAGCGUCAGAGGUUGUAAAAUUGACUAGUUUUAUAUAAUUAUUUUUUAUAAAUAACUGGCUGGUGACAUUUGUGUCGAUAUUAGGGAUUCUCUGUAUGAUUCCUAUUAAACGUUUAUGUGUCUGCUCCAAAAUUGAUACAUCGACUAAUGUACGAGUAAUGAAAUUAUCUAGGAGUUCUUGUUACUCUCAAGACACAUUUUAGGUAAAUCUACAAAAAUAAAGAAAAGUGUACAUAAAAUAGCAUAAUAUACCAUUUUCCGUGACAGAUAAAAUAACUGCCAAAAUAUAAUAGGACAUCAUCAUGGAAUCCCUGUUUAUUCUUGGUUUUUUUCUCUUUGAUAUCCGUGUACAUGUUAUCCGUACAAAUAACAAAAAAAAAAAAAAAAACAAUGGCGCGUAAGAAAUUAUUUCGAAUCAAAUUUCUAUUGUACUGUUGAUAUUUUUGCGAACAAAAAGUGCACCACCAGCCAAGACGACCUAGGUUUAUGGAACGAAACGCGUAUACAUUAAUAGGCAAUAGAAUAUUUCAUAUUUGAAGUAAAAAAAUUUCAAUCAGAUAUUGAUGAAAGUGAUGAAAAGCGGUUUGAAAUGCCUUUAGACUUAUAAUAUUAUUUUCGACGGUACUUUGCUUCAGUGAUGGUUGGCAACAGGGGAGAUGUUUUAUGACGAAUAUGAUUGACUACUGGAACAGAAAGUGUAAACAUUAAAAAUUUUCCUGCGAUAAAGGUAGGUACGAAAAACUAAUCAUGAUUGUGAUGAACGUCUACCGAAUAAAAUGACGUUUUUUACAUAUGCACAUCCGCAGAAGCGAAAUGUUAAGCUUUCGAUUCAACGGUUCCAUGUAAAGUCUCGUGUAAAAUCCAUUCGCUCACUUAAAAUGUAUGACUUCUGAUUUAAUGGUUGGUAUAGAUGAUACAUAUUUAAUAAAAUCACGAGGUAUGACGUUACGCGUCGUACAUUUGCUAAAUACGAAUAUUUAAUACGAGAAUUCUAUGCACUGACUUGUAUGCAUAUCAGGGAUGAAGCGGGAGAUUGGUUUCUUCAUUAUUUUGCUACCCGUUACUAAAAUGAACAAGUUUCUCGAUACUCGGGUAACACAUGUUGGGCAAACAUUUUAUAAUUCCAUUCUGGAAAUGAUAUGCUGUAAAAUUAUUAAUCGCUGACGUACCGAGUUCAUCUCUCUUGUGUCAGCGUCUGAACACGGAUGCUGUAAUUUAGUAUUAUGGUAUUAAAAGCAUUGGAAACCGUUUUUUGCGCUAACGCAAAUUAUAAUUUGAUACAUACGAUGUUUCAAUAUUGGAAAUUGUGUCUACGGCUCACGUUAACAGUGUGCAAGGCAUUAUCAAUCGAUUUACACUUUUUUGCUAGUUUGAGACGAAUGUGAUCUGAGAAUACGUUGAUGUAGGAAAUCUCAACAAUUGAUCGUAACAAAAGAACGCAUCGUAUUUGUUGCGAGAAUACAAGCAUCGCGAUGCUUAUAACGAUAGGAGAAAGCCAAUUGAUAAUAGAGAAUCAGUGUGUGAAAAACAUUUUUAUCCGCAUUGGAAUCUACGAUUCCGAAACGGAGAAACGAAAAUAAUUGCGAAAAAUUGGCAGUGAUUUAUCGAGAUAAUUACGUAAGCGUUGUAUUUAUGACAAUUUAGAAACGAAACACUGUUUGGUGUUUUUUUUUUGUGGCUCUAUCUUUUAUCGAUUAUUACAUUCUCCUCGUAUGCGAUGUUACUUGUCGAACAAAAUUUCACCGAUUCGAUCAUUCGAUUAAGUGAAAUCGUGUACGAUCCUGUUCUAAUGUAAUACUGUAAUCAUUUUUUUUUUCUCAUAUUUUAUUUCCUCGAUGCGGGAACACGUAAGUCAAACAGUAUUUCGGAUGUGUCAGUUCUAAAACAAAAAUACUCUCCUGCAUAUUCACCACAAAAUUUUGCUUUUUGUGUUGUAUGUUUGUGAAAGUUAUUAUCGGUUCUUUUGGUCGAAGUUGUACAGACUAGAAAAGUGAUACCCUUGGUGUUACCGAAUUAUAAUUUGAAACACCAUUAGAUCCGAUACGGAAUCUAUUUUGUGAAGUAUAUUUUACUCAAUCUUUAAAAGAGUCAAGAACGUGCCAAUGGAAAGAUCAUUAAAUUCGAACGAAUUAUCACACGUAUCGCGUAGAAUCGGUCCUAAUAAUUUAACGUUCGUCUCGGUUACGUCGCGAAGCGUGUUAUAUACAUGGAUAUUUGUUUAUUUAUCGGUUUUACAACAAUUGGAUGUUAAAGAGACGAACCAUGUAUUGCUAAAAAUGCAAUCAAGAUGUUCAAUCGUAACAAAACGUCGUUAAUCAUAUUUAUCUUGACUCUUUUUAAAGAAUGGUAUUCAUGCGAAAUAAAAAUAUAAAUUUCUAGUAGAAGUUGGGUGAUAAAAAAAUUGCUGAAUGCAAUGCAAUGCUAUGCGUAUAGACUGAAGGAGUAUAUAUAUAUAUAUAUACAUAUGUAUAUGUAUAUAUGUUUGUUUCGUUCGAAUUUUAACAUCGAAGUCACAUCACUUUCCAUGUUGCGCGUGGAAUUUGAAUUUUUGCGAAAUCUUAGGAUACAGAUAUACAUACAUACAUACAUGCGUUCAAGAUUGCUUAUACAAACCAUAGAGAUGAGUUUGUUCUUAAAAAUCUUGUAAGUGUUCCCUCACGUCUGUCGCAUAGAUAUACAUUUCCAAGUGAAGUUCCUGCACCUAAUCUUGGAGAACAAAAUACCCUUGAUGCGGAAACAAUUAGCGAGGGCACCUUUAUGAUAUAAAAGUGCAAUGUUGGAAGCGCUGUGUUAACAUCUGGAUUUGGGAUAUAUUUGAAAGAAAACCCUUACAGUCAUCUUGAAGGGCUGCGUUAACUUAUAUACGAUUCGAUUCGUAUAUCGGUGAAGGUGAAACCAACUUAGCGAGAUUGAUGACGUUAACGUCAACAGUUUCGUAACUUCACCGUAAUCUGCAUUGGCUUACUCCAAUGCAACGAGCUGCAUACAUAUAUUAAAUAAUAAUAAUACGUUUUCACAGUGUAAGAACGAAUAUUGGUCUCAAAUCAACAUCGAAACAAAAUUUUUUUCAAGCUUCAGCAGCUCGUUUAAUGUGUCGAAACACGAUCUUCGAUGAUCUACGAAGAAUGUAUUUAAAAAAAGAAAAAAAAAAUUACAAAAAAAAAAAAACAAAACUAGAAUUCGAGUACAAGAAGUACCGUCACACGAAAUGUAUAACGAUCACUGUAAUUUACUUCAAAAGUUCAUUUAUUUUCACGCAAUGCUAAAUGCUCCGGAGAGACGGUACCAUUGGAAACGUAUUUACAAGCGUACAACUUUUCGUACUUAUGAAAUAAUGCAAGAAAUCGGUUUAUCCCCUGACAAAUAAAAAUUGAACUACGAAACUUUUUGUAAAUGCAAGUCGCACACUACUGUGCACUUGUUUUUAAUGUUUUAUAUACGAGUACGUGCACUUCAGGAUCUUGUGAACGGUAAAGAAAUAAGAAAAAAAAAAAAAAAAAAGAAGUGUUGCGCAUUACGAAACAUUACGCGGUACUGAUCGACUUGCAUGAUAAUUCACAGAAAGCAGGAAGAAAAGAAAGAAAACCAAAAAAAAAAAAAAAGAAAGAUGCGUACAUGAUCUCUGCGUGAAUCGUACAUGUUUGAUCGAACUUUUUUUCUAUCUCAGAGUUUUAAGCAUUCGUAUAAUCGAACCCACCCCCUUAAACAUUUGUUAAACAUUCGAGGAAUCGUCAAAAAGUUUCAUGCGUGCGAAAACAAAAUUUUUGAGGAAAAAGGAAACGAUAUCCAUUACUCUCCAAGAACGUAAAUAUGUUUAUUUGUCAAUUGUGAAGAUAGGUUUGUGCCCAGAUCACAAAAAGGAACCUUUUUUAUUUGUUUUUGAUUUCUCCGUGCACAGACCCGAUCUGAUUGAAAACGCAUGUCAGUGGAUUUGUUUUCAAAAGGAACAAAAUAGCAAAGCAAAUUUGGUCCUUAAUAAAAUUUCCGGUUCAGUAUA